Messenger RNA from Saxophila tyrrhenica, 654 nucleotides. It is a transcript of the gene RIB4, whose product is annotated as lumazine synthase. The transcript has 2 exons. The record is from RefSeq and is a predicted model, not a curated record. Gene Ontology annotation, molecular function: 6,7-dimethyl-8-ribityllumazine synthase activity. Bases 1 to 654 code for a protein of 217 amino acids. Gene Ontology annotation, cellular component: riboflavin synthase complex; mitochondrial intermembrane space; intracellular anatomical structure. Gene Ontology annotation, biological process: riboflavin biosynthetic process. Lineage: Eukaryota; Fungi; Ascomycota; Dothideomycetes; Mycosphaerellales; Extremaceae.
AUGUCCACAGUCAAAGGCCUAGGCGAAGCAAAAUCCUACGACGGCUCCCCUCUCCGCAUCGGCAUCAUCCACGCCCGCUGGAACACCAAAAUCAUCUCCUCCCUCCUCGACGCCACCCUCUCCACCCUGAAAUCCUCCGGCGUCAAACCCGAAAACAUCGUCGUCCAGUCCGUCCCCGGAUCCUACGAACUCCCGCUCGCCGCGCAGCGCAUGUUCGCCGCUUCGCAGCAUCAGAGUAGCGGGUUGCCUGGUGGGGGGUUGGUGAGCGCGGCAACGGAUUUGCUUGGGGGGAGUACGACGGAUUUGACCAAGACACCCGAAGCGCAGCAGGGACAGAAGCCAGCGGAGGUAGAAGGGGGCGGGGGGAGUACAGAGCCUUUCGACGCGAUCAUUGCUAUCGGAGCGCUGAUUAAGGGCGGCACGAUGCAUUUUGAGUACAUCUCCGACGCGGUCAGUCAUGGUUUGAUGAAGGUGCAGAUGGAGACGGGGUGUCCGGUGGUUUUUGGGCUGUUGACGCUUUUGACGGAGGAGCAGGGGCUGGAGAGGGCGGGGUUGAAGGAGGGGGGGCAUAAUCAUGGGGAGGAUUGGGGGGCGGCGGCGGUGGAGUUGGGGGUUAAGAGGAGGGGGUGGGGGGAGGGGAGGUUUGUUGAGUGA